AUGCCACAUCGACAAUUGAUCCCCAUUGAGAGAUCCGAGCCAGUGUCAGUGACUCCCUCUCUUCCUCCACCAACUCUCCUUCCAUCCACCACUCUUCCACCAAUCACCGUCACUUUCCCAUCAUUCGUCUAUCGACCAAAAGCGAAAGAAAUUGGACGAGAUCCAUACUUUGAUAAUAUUUUGCAAGAAGUUGAGGAGUACGACGAUUUCUUGGAUCAAGAAGCUCAGUACCGUGAGAGUUAUCCAUACGCCAGAUUACCGUUGAAUCCCUAUCUCCAGCUUCAUCCUGGACAACUCUUGCCACCACUUUUCCAGAGAGGAGUCACCAUUGAUAACAGUGGAUAUAUAAAACCAUUGGAGAACCACGAAGUGAUUGGAACGUUUGAUGGCAAAGCUCGGUCCGAACUCCCAGCUCAACAAGUCCAACAAGUCCAACAAGCUCAACAACCUCAACAACCUGCCCAACAAUAUCAACAACAAACGAAUCAGAAUCCUCUCUAUCCACAGCAGCAAUAUGGAGUCUCCAAUCGAUCACAAAUCCUUCGA
Molecule: messenger RNA, 546 nt
Organism: Mesorhabditis belari
Lineage: Eukaryota; Metazoa; Nematoda; Chromadorea; Rhabditida; Rhabditidae
Source: the annotation of a GenBank genome assembly